CUCAUCUCGACUUUGUAACUUUUUUGAAGCGCGAUAUCAAAGCUAUCGCCCUAUCCCAACCUACAAACUCCAUUGACCUACGCCUAACCCUUGUCUACGCCAUGGAUGACCUUUAUGAUGAGUUCGGAAAUUUCAUCGGGGAGGAUGCCGAAGCAUCUGAGGAAGAAUCCCAGCAUGGCGUUGACGCGGGCGCGUAUCUCGAUGACGAAUACCCCGAGGAGGCAGCCGAACCUACGGGGCAGGAAUUAAUGGAAGUGGACGAUGAAGGGCCCUCGAAUGCGGUGAUAUUACACGAAGACAAGCAAUAUUACCCGACGGCGCAACAAGUAUACGGAGCUGAUGUCGAGACCUUGGUGCAAGAGGAGGAUGCGCAACCGCUUUCGCAACCUAUCAUUGCCCCCGUCGAUGUGAAGAAGUUUUCUAUCGAAGAAGCCGACCUCCCUCCCGUUCAUUUCGACCGCAAUUUCAUGACCGAUCUUAUGAACUUCCCCGAUCAAAUACGAAACAUAGCACUAGCUGGCGACCUACACCAUGGCAAGACCGCGUUUAUGGAUAUGUUGGUCCUCGAGACGCACGAUAUAUCCGAUAGGUUAGAGAAGCGAACCGGAAGAAAGAGAGACGAGGAAUUACGAUACACCGAUACCCACGUGGUGGAGAGAGAAAGGGGCCUGUCCAUAAAGGCGGCGCCGAUGAGCUUGGUAUUGCAGAGCACAAAGGGCAAGUCCCACUUGUUCAACAUAAUAGAUACCCCGGGUCACGUAAAUUUUGUGGACGAGGUUGCUGCAGCUUUAAGACUGGUGGAUGGUGUUGCGCUGGUCGUGGAUGUGGUCGAAGGAGUUCAGGUUAACACGGAGCAGAUCAUCAAGCAUGCCGUCCUUGAGGAUAUCCCCAUGACCUUAAUCAUCAACAAGGUCGAUAGGCUCAUACUAGAACUAAGGUUGCCGCCGAGCGAUGCUUAUUUCAAGUUAAAACACGUCGUCGAAGAGGUGAAUACUAUCAUCGAAAAUACUCGGCCAGGUUCCGGAGACCAGAAGCGAUUAAGCCCAGAGAAGGGGAAUGUAUUAUUCGCAUGUAGCCAGAUGGGUUGGUGCUUUACACUACAGUCAUUCUCUAAGAUGUAUGCGGAUAGCUUCCCCGGCGUGAACACGGAGGAACUCGCCAAACGCCUCUGGGGCGACAUCUAUUUCAACCCGAAGAAGAGAUCCUUCAGCAGGAAACCUCUGCCUGGCGAAGAACGUGCAAAGAGGUCGUUUAUCCACUUUGUCUUGGAGCCUAUCUACAAGGUUUUCUCACACACUAUCAGUCAAAGUCCCGAAGAGCUAAAGAACGUGCUGGCGACGCUGGGCAUAGUACUCAAGCCAUCACAGUACAAGACGGACGCCAAGGUGUUACUCAAGCUGGUCUGUGAGCAGUUCUUCGGCCCGUCGACUGGCUUUGUCGACAUGAUCGUCAAGAAUAUUCCAUCUCCGUUAGAAGCGGCGGAACGCAAACUGGAACAGUAUUACACCGGCCCCCUGGAUACCAAGGUAGCCGAAUCCAUGAAAAAGUGCGACCAAGAUGGCCCAUUGGUCGUACACAUCACAAAAUUAUUCAAUUCUUCGGAUGCUAAAAGCUUCUAUUCAUUUGGUCGGGUGAUGAGCGGUAUCGCGAGACCUGGGAUGCAGGUACGAGUUCUCGGAGAGGGUUAUUCUAUCGACGAUGAGGAAGACAUGGCUACGGCUACCAUUUCGAACGUCUACAUCGCAGAGACACGAUACAACGUUGAGACUGAUGGGGUUCCCGCGGGUAACUGGGUGCUGCUGAGCGGUGUUGACAACUCGAUCGUGAAGUCGGCAACAAUAGUACCGCCGAAAUUCGAGGAUGACGAGGAAGCCUACAUCUUCAGACCGGUCACACAUUUCACAGAGUCGGUUCUGAAGGUAGCAGUCGAACCCAUCAACCCCUCAGAGCUUCCCAAGAUGCUUGACGGCUUGCGGAAGAUUAACAAAAGCUACCCUCUAAUCACUACCAAGGUUGAGGAAUCCGGCGAGCACAUCAUCCUAGGCACUGGCGAAUUGUAUAUGGACUGUGUCCUACACGACUUGCGACGGUUGUACGCAGAUAUGGAGAUCAAAGUUUCGGAUCCCGUCACGCGCUUCUGUGAGACAGUGGAUGAGAUGUCAGCUACCAAAUGCUACGCCAUUACACCGAAUAAGAAAAACAAGAUUACUAUGGUCGCCGAGCCGCUCGACGACGGAAUCGCGGAAGAUAUCGAGAGCGGUCGCGUCAAGAUGCAAGACGGUGCCCGUAAAGUGGGUAAAUUCUUCCAGGACAAGUACGGAUGGGAUCUGCUGGCGGCGAGAAGCAUUUGGGCAUUCGGCCCGGAUGAGAAGGGUCCAAACAUCUUGCAGGACGACACGCUCGAGGUGGAUAAGACGCUUCUGAGGAGUGUGCGCGAGAGCAUUCGCCAAGGAUUCAGUUGGGCUACCAGAGAAGGCCCUCUGUGUGAAGAACCGAUCCGCAACACCAAGUUUCGUAUCAUGGACGUGUCACUAGCACAGGAAGCCAUCUUCAGGGGCGGCGGUCAGAUUAUCCCAACCGCGCGACGCGCGUGCUACAGCUCGUUCCUCAUGGCGUCGCCACGCCUCAUGGAACCUCUAUACUCGUGCUCGAUGACAGGUCCUCAGGAUGCCGUUCCCGUACUAUACAAUGUUCUAGCUCGUCGAAGAGGCCACGUACUAUCGGAUGGUCCGAUCGCAGGGACGCCGUUGUACCGCGUCAACGGCCUAAUCCCGGUGAUCGACUCGUUCGGUUUCGAGACGGACGUCCGUAUCCAGACACAAGGCCAAGCUAUGGUGAGUCUCGUCUUCGACAAGUGGCAGAAGGUACCCGGCGAUCCGCUCGAUAAGGAGGUCGUGUUACGCCCGCUUCAGCCCGCCGACGCCCAAGCCACGGCGAGAGACUUCGUGCUCAAGACCAGAAGGCGUAAGGGUCUCAGCGAGGACGUUAGCGUGGCGAAGUUCCUCGAGCCUGAAUUCUAUCAAAGUCUCAUGGAGAGCGGCACGCUCGGUAGUCCAUGAGAGAGAGAUACAGAGAGAGAGAUCUAUGUUAGGUUUUCUUUAAAAGGCGCCCCUCUUAGCAGAGAUGAAAGGGAAGUCUAGACUCGACACGACUAGCAAAAAUGUUUUUGCAGUUAGAAAUAGUCUAGGUUAGGAGGUAGUUAUAGGCUCAUAUUAGCGGAUAAGGUUUCACCCCUUCCCCGGGAGUUAACAGGUGGACUGGAUUCUGGGCCACACCAACUUGGCUGAUCUAGAAGGAUUCAGCUCCAACAGGGCUACCCCACACAAAACGCAAGCCGGUGUAUAGGUUUAAUAGAAGAAAAUAUAUAAUGUGUAAAGAGCAAGCAAGCAAGCAAGCAACACUAGCUAGUUACUUACCUAGGUAGUUAGUAUAGUUGGACCAUCUAAAAACUCUAUAACCUAGCGAAAUGUAGUGUAGUUCGAUAGUUAAGACGGAGAGAUAGAGACACAAACUUGCCUCCAAGAUCAACCAACUAACCUGGAAUAUUCCCAAGCAGUGAUUCGCGCGGCAAAUGAAGUACCUUAGGUACCUACCUUAAGGUUACUAUGUAGAAGGAUGGCAAAGCAAGCAAGAAAAAAGAAAAGAAAAGAAAUCGUGCCUCUCGCUAGCUAAAACCCCCCUUCCUCGUUGCGAG
This is a messenger RNA of Daldinia caldariorum, 3694 nucleotides long. RefSeq names its product P-loop containing nucleoside triphosphate hydrolase protein. Gene Ontology annotation, molecular function: GTP binding; translation elongation factor activity; U5 snRNA binding. Gene Ontology annotation, biological process: mRNA splicing, via spliceosome. The coding region runs from base 102 to 3059 and encodes 985 amino acids. Gene Ontology annotation, cellular component: U2-type catalytic step 2 spliceosome; U4/U6 x U5 tri-snRNP complex; cytosol. The record is from RefSeq and is a predicted model, not a curated record. The transcript is spliced from 4 exons. Lineage: Eukaryota; Fungi; Ascomycota; Sordariomycetes; Xylariales; Hypoxylaceae.